Molecule: messenger RNA, 465 nt
Organism: Botrytis porri
Lineage: Eukaryota; Fungi; Ascomycota; Leotiomycetes; Helotiales; Sclerotiniaceae
Exons: 6
Coding region: 1-465 (154 amino acids)
Biological process (GO): translational elongation; cytoplasmic translation
Cellular component (GO): ribosome; cytosolic large ribosomal subunit
Molecular function (GO): ribonucleoprotein complex binding; structural constituent of ribosome; protein kinase activator activity
Source: RefSeq, a predicted model, not a curated record
AUGGAAGCGUUAUCUGAUCACGCACACUUUCGAAUUUCCCAAAACUCUCCCACCAUAAACUUUCAAUCCUUUCCUUCGAGGACUUCAAGAACAUCAACCUACCGACAAAACAACCAUCUGUCGAUAUUCAAAAUGUCUAACGCAGAACUCGCCAGCUCUUACGCCGCGUUGAUCCUCGCCGAUGACGGUGUCGACAUCACUGCCGACAAAUUGCAAACUCUCAUCAAGGCCGCCGGUAUUGAGGACGUUGAGCCAAUCUGGACCUCUUUGUUCGCCAAGGCUCUCGAGGGAAAGGAUGUUAAGGACCUUUUGUUGAACGUCGGAUCCGGUGGUGGAGCCGCUCCAGCUGCUGCUGGUGCCGCUGCCAGCGGUGACGCCUCUGCCCCAGCUGAGGAGAAGAAGGAAGAGAAAGAAGAGGCCAAGGAGGAGUCAGACGAGGAUAUGGGUUUCGGUCUCUUCGAUUAA